UGAUGACAAGGGGAAGUAUGGAUGUAUUUUUAAAGACGUACUGGAGGAAAAGUCUGACCAAGAACCUAGUUCAACAGUUUCAUAUGGAUCUCCAGACUCGGGAAGUACCACUUUGUCAAGCAGUAGCCAGAUAAAACCAAGUAGAACCCAGACUUCUGUAUGGAAAGGAUUCAUCUACAUGCAGGAUGUAGCCAAAUUUGUUACUUCUGCCUACAAAGUAUCUGGCCCUACAGAUUUUCUUACACAGGAUAUUCCAGAUACAGUACAGGUUUGUGGUCGUGUCACUCAGGAACAGAUCUGGGAAUAUCUUGGCAGGACUAAACAAUCAGGAAAUAAGGAAUUAAUUGUAAUUCGAUUUCAACCUGCAAAUGAUGAAGAGAAAGUGCCUUAUGGAGCUUUUUACUCGUACCUGAACUCUCGUAAGCGUUUUGGAGUUGUUGGGAAUGCAUCCAAAAUGAUAAAAGAUUUUUAUAUCCUACCUCUACCUUCAUAUAGUCCCGUACCAACUGUAUUAAUGCCAUUUGAUGGUCCUGGCUUGAGUCCUUCAAGAGCCCACAUUCUUCUGGGUGUGAUAGUUAGACAUAAAAAUCGACCACUGAGACAAGUUUCAGAAAGCCAUCUCCAUAUGGAGAAUGUGGACCCAUAUGAACCAUCCUACACUCCACCCUUAGAAAGCUUUCCAAAUGAAAAAACUCCAAAAUUUAUCGAUGACCACUUGAACACUUUUCACACAUCUUCCAUCAAAAAGCGUUCAAGGUCAGAUAGCAGUGACCCUCCGCACACGCCUCCAGUAGAAAAGCUUUCUCGAGAGGAUGACUUUGAAGAUUUUGCUAUCGGCCGAUCUAGAGAGAAUAAUUUUGGAGUGGUGCAGCCAAUAGCCAGUUGUGAUAGAGACAAGCCUGAAACAUGGAAAAAUCAGACAUCAUUGACUCAUUCAUCUUCGGCCCCUCAGUUUCCCAACUCUGUUCAAACAGAACUUGAGCAUUCCCCAGUGACCAGUCAUCAUAAAGAAAAGCUAGAAACAGAGAAAAAUCAAGUUGAACAGCAAAGUUUUCAAGGUACAGGACAUACCUUGGGAACUAUACAAGGGUCUGUAAAUCCUUCGUUUCAAAAUGUCACUUGUCACCAAAUUUCUGCUGCACCAUCAUUAGUGACAAAUAGUGUGUGUAACUCACAGCAAACUGUAAAAAGUAAUAUUGGUUCUGAACAGCAUUCAAAGAAAGAGACCACAGAAGGUAUUGAUGAUGUUUUCACGAAAUUAUCAUCUGGCUUACCUCCCCAUUUACGAACCAUCAUAAAAGCUAUCAACAAGGUUACCCAGCAGUUUACUAGUGGUAUUCUUACAUCACAAAAUGUUGGACAGGACGCAGGAAAGACGUCAUCCGUGUCUGAAAGUUCCAGUCGAGAGAAGACAUCACAGGUUUCAGUUGAAGAAUCCAGACAAGAGACUCCGUUUCACUCAGAUGAGAACAAAAUACAUCAAAGUGUGUCAAACAUAUUGCCUACAAAAGUGCAAGAUCAUAGAACUAGAGUCCAGACUACUGGUAAUAAUGUAGCUCGUGACUCACCUCACAUGAUUCCUCCUGUUGGGGAACCUGUGAGACUCCCUCAGCAGCAUGUUUCUCCAGUAAUCCCAGCAAAUAAUAGCUCGUUACCAUACAACCAAACUCCAUCAUUCUUCAAUGAUCCAAAUGGUGGAGCUGAGAGAAGCUCCUUACCAUUACCACCAAGAAAAACACCACUAGUAGAACCAUUACCACCAGGUGUUGACCCAGAAGAUCUGGAUAAUUCCCUCACAUCCCCAACCUUUCCAUUGGUUCCUUGUUUACCAGGACCCAUGGGAACGACGUUGGGUCCACGACUUCCACCGGCCCCACCUUGUAAUGCAACUGUACAACCUCCUCUUCCACCAGGUGAUCCCUCUGGUUUAAACUACCCCAGGCCCCCACACUUUGGUAAUCCUUUUCCAAGCCCUAACAUGUAUCACCAACCCAUGGGGCCACAGUUUUGUCCUCCUCCUCAACAACCACAAAUGAGUGGUUAUCAACACCCUUAUGGUGGUGUUGGUGAGCAUUACCUUGCCAAUUCCACAGCAAAUCAGGCAUCAUUUGGAAAUGUUCCAAGACACCAUAACCCUGCUGAAUGGCCACCAAAUUGGAGGCCAAGACCAUGGGGCAGCAAUAACGAAUGGAACGAGCAAGAGCAGGCACGGAGACAGGAGUACCAGCACAGUCGAGGAGGAGACAGAAAUUGGAGACUCAAAGAUAAGAGAAAGCAUUACCAAAGUUAUGAAGGCAGCAAUGAAAAUAAACGAAGGAAACACGACUGAACUCUAGUUAUCUGCUUUUAAUGUCAGAAACUAUAUCGACUUACACCAGCUUUUCGUUUAUCAUGAUAUUUUUUCUGGAUUUUAAAUGGUUUUAUCAAUGUAAAUUUUACAGAAAAUGCUUUUUCUCCAGUGAUGCUUUUGUGAACACCAUUACCACUUGCACAGUUUUUUUUUGUUUUAGGUUAACCUGUAUUAAUGUAAAUACAGUGCUGCCACCUAACUAAAUCCAGAAACAAAUUUUUAAGACCACUUUGUUUUCUUUGCUUCUUUUAUAGAAAAACAAAAAUUGGUGAAUUCAUACUGAAAGAUAAAAAUAUUACAACGUUUGGAAUUCUGAGUUCGUAUCAUGACUCCAAACUGAAUUAGUAAAUUUUGCAUGGGAACUGUGUAAAUAUUGUACGUGCCCUCUAGUAAACAAGGUUUGGAAAGAACCUAGUGUAUGCUAAUUCAAAUAUUCUUAGUUAUUGUAUUCAUGUCUAAGAAAAUAAGGUAAAAUGUGACUUUUUAUCUGUUCCGUGAGAAAAAAAAAUAUGUACUCAAAACUUUUCCAAAGAAUUUCAACCUCAAAGUUUUUGUUUAUUUCCAAUCAUCAGGCUAAUCACAGAAACGCUGUUUACACUUGAACACAGCUGUUGCUUUAUUAGUCUGUGUGUUAGGCCUUGUGUAUAGAAUUGCUACAAUGUGUACAUAUUAUAUAAUUUGAUAUAUAACGUAGUGAUAUUUUGUGAUUUUGUAUAUACUUCAUUGAUCCUGGUUAAACUGCCGGGUACCAACCCCAUGUCAAAUGUUGAUGUAAACAUUGAACCCACAACAGACAUUAAAUUGAUUUUGUUGAACGUAAA
Limulus polyphemus (Atlantic horseshoe crab) is the source of this 3171-nucleotide messenger RNA. RefSeq names its product PHD finger protein 3-like. Gene Ontology annotation, cellular component: nucleus. Gene Ontology annotation, biological process: DNA-templated transcription. The record is from RefSeq and is a predicted model, not a curated record. The annotation marks the transcript as partial. The transcript is spliced from 6 exons. NCBI's taxonomy places the organism in Eukaryota, Metazoa, Arthropoda, Merostomata, Xiphosura, Limulidae.